GUUUGUUUGUUCAAGGCAGGCCAUUCUAUGAGAGCGAGCCAUGGAAGUGGGAACGGGCGUCAUGGCAUCCCUGCUCCCCAAGCUGGAUGAGCUCCUCAACGAGAAGUACAAGCUGCAGACGAGCAUCAGGGAAGACGUCGAGUAUCUCUCCCGAGAGAUGAAGAGCAUGCACGCUGCCCUUCGCAAGGUGGCAGAGGUUCCGCCGGACCAGCUCCACAAGCAGGACAAGCUCUGGGCAGGGGAGGCCAGGCAGAUGUCCUACAACAUGGAGGUUCUCCUUGACAAGCUUCUUAUGGGAGCCCCCAACUCAGACGGCUCUAUGGGGCACAUGGAAAAGAAGUGCAAUUGGUUCAAGAAAGGCAAGCUUCGCCAUGAGAUAGGGGACACAAUCAAGCACAUCAAGUCUCACAUCCGAGAGAUCGACCGUCAACGUGACCGGCAUAGGGAUUCUGAUGUUACUAAUUGUAGAGGCCCUUUUCCUUGUUUGCGAGCUAUGUACACGGCAGUGCCACAACUUGUCGGCAUUGAUGGGGAAAAAUAUCAAGAGCUCAUGAAGUUACUCUCAGAUGGGGACAACGUGCCCAGCAAAAAGCUAAAGAUAGUCUCUGUUGUUGGAUUUGCAGGAUUGGGCAAAACUACUCUCGUCAAAACAGUGUAUGACAAGAUCAAAAGUGGUUUCGACUGCGGAGCUUUCGUUUCAGCCAGUCAGAAUGCUGACGUAAAGAAGGUUCUCCUGGAUAUCAUCCUUCAUCUCGACAUGAACGGAAGUCAGCUCAACACACUGGACGAACAACGGCUCAUCACAAAACUUGGGGAACUCCUUGAGAACAAAAGGUACCUCAUCGUGAUUGAUGACAUAUGGAAUGAAAAUCUGUGGGGAAAUAUCAAGCAUGCAUUCUCCAAUAAGAACAAUCUUGGCAGCCGAAUAAUCACUACAACCCGCAUAGUCAGUGUAUCUAAAGCAUGCUGUUUCUCCGCAAAUGAUUCAGUGUAUCAAAUGGAACCUCUGUCAAAUGAUGACUCCAAAAAACUCUUGUAUGAUAGAAUAUUUGGUUCUGUGAGUGGAUGUCCUCACGAAUACGAACAAGUAUCUAUUGAUAUCUUGAAGAAAUGUGGCGGGGUACCUUUAGUCAUCCUUACUACGGCUGGUAUGUUGGCUAGUGAUCACCAGGUCAAACCGGAUGAAUGGCAUGUCUUGCUCAGUUCUAUUGGUCAUGGCCUUAUACAAGAUCCCUGUUGGGAGGAGAUGCUAAGGGUACUAUCCUUUAGCUACUAUGAACUUCCGCCACAUCUGAAGACUUGCUUAUUGUACUUGAGUAUAUUCCCUUGGGCUCUACCAAUUAUAAGAGAUCGGCUGGUGAAAAAAUUGGUAGUGGAAGGGAUUGUUACUCAGGAGACUAAGUUGAUUGGAUCACCGAACAAAAAUGAGGCUAGGCUGAGUAGGGAGAUUAGUCGAGAGGAGGUAGCAAGACAGUACUUGGAUGAGCUUGUCAAUAGGAAUGUUAUUCAUCCCCUCAAAUGCAACAACCACGGUGAGGUAAUAAGCUACCAUAUCCACCCUAUGAUGCACGGCCUCCUUAAAACCAUAGCCAUAGAAGAGAACUUUGCUGCUUUAGUUGAUCUCGAACAUAGUUCAGAGGAAUAUUCUGACCGCCUGACAGGCAGCACUUUCCCUCAAGUCUCUAUUAACUGUCCGGAUUCAGAAAAUCAAAUUGAUUUAUCCAUUAUGCCAUCUCGUGCUGGUGUUCGCUCCUUAACUAUUUUUGGUCAUGCAAACCGAACUCUGUUUAGGUACUUUGAAGGUAUACGACUUUUGGAUUUAGAAGGCUGCAAGAGCAUCGAGAGAGCUGAUGUUGAGUACAUAUGCAGUAUGUACCUGCUGAAGUGGUUGUGCCUUGCAAAAACGCAAAUCACAGAUCUCCCCCCAGAAAUAGGUAACCUGCAAUGUUUGGAAGGCCUAGAUGUAGGAGGGACUCAAAUCAGCCAGCUCCCACCACAAAUUGGAAAACUUCUGCGUCUGAAGACUCUCGAUGCAAGGAAGUCACGAAUUCAGGAAAUACCGGAUCAAGUUGUCCGGCUCACAGGGCUGGUCCAUCUGCUUAUUGGUGACAAUGAAUCCUGUGAAGGAGUGAAGUUACCUGAUGGAUUUGGGAAGAUGGCAUCACUGGAGCAACUGGGCACCAUUGAUUUGAUGAAAUGUUCGGCAUCCUCUCUGGAGGAGCUUGCUGAAAUCCCUCAUCUUAAAGAGAUUGCAGUAGUGGGAAGUGAUGAUCCAGAAGACACAAGAAUUAAGAAUGCUUUUUUUUCUUUCCUCAACAAGUCCAUCAAGCAGAGAUCCCUGGUAGUUUAUACUGAUUUCAGAGUGAACACACUACAGUCAUCAUCACCGAAUAAAUAUCUCAACUACUGGAAGAAACAUACCAUGCUAAGAUUCUUGAAGGUCCCGAUUUGUAUUGCAGGGCAACAUCUUCGUAUGCUUCAUAUCAGGGUCUGCAAGCUAGAGGAGGAUGAUGUGAAGAUACUGCAAGGGCUGCCUAGAUUACAGUGCCUCAUCGUGCGGCUUGAACUCCUCCCAACAAAAAUGAUACACAUCAGCUGUGAAGGGUUUGCAAAACUUGAGAGUUUCUAUGUUGAUUGCCGAAUGCCAAGGGUGAUAUUCGAGGAAGGAGCUAUGCCAAAGCUGGAUCGACUUGAGCUCAAGCUGUACGCUGGAUCAGCUAGUGAUGAACAUAUGGGCAUCAACCACCUCCGAAACCUUCAAAAGGUCACUCUCCGGUACUCCAAAUGGUAUGCAGCCAACAAGGGCGUCAGGGAGACAACUGAAACCGUGAAAACUGAGUGUAUGGAGCACCAGAACCAGAUCAGUCUCUGCGUCGCUGAAGAGGACAAAGAUGGUAACUGCACCAUGGAGACUGAGAUUUUUCAAGAGAACAGAGUUGCUAGUUCCACUAAGAUGACUGAGAUUGCAGAAGAAGAAGACACACAAGAGGGAGGCAGGACCAGCGAGAUCGAAGAAGUUGUGGAGUAGCUUAAUGAAGCUUUAAUAUUUAUCACUCUCUCAUUGUUGUAGCCGUGCAGUGCCAUCUAAAUUUGUAUAAUUGCUUCAACCAAUCGCAUGUCGAGUUUAUGCCUGUUGUUUCCAAUGUUCAAUUUCCCAAACAUUUGGCAGACGAGAGACCUGGUAUUUAUUCCUUUACAUUUGGACUCAAUAAUUGUUCAUUUAUCAAAACGUGAUUGUAUUUGUCAAUACAUUUGUCUCUUGUACCUAAAUCCUGGAAUGUGUAUGCAGUGUAUGUACCUUCUGAGUUAUGGCAACUUGGGCAAGUGCUGCAUUUGACGACUUUGUGAUAACAUAUUAAUAGUAUUGUGAGCCCAAAGAUCAAGGAUUCAGAAGUCAUGGAGGGUAAUCAGCUAAUGGGGAGUGACGAAGCUAAAUGCUGCCGGUGCGAUUUGCCGGGAUGCACCAAUGGCAGGUUGUUGUUCAUUGCUGCGAGCAUUAUGGUGUUCCACGGAGUGUUAAAGACUCGAGAGAUCCUCCUGCACUAGAAGGGGAUGCCCUGCAACGAGGGGUCUGUCUGAUGUCUGAACUCUGAACCCGGCUCGACGUCCUUGCUGCAACCUGAGUCUGCAUCGAUGCUAGCUGCGCGUGACCUCUGGCGCUCCUCCUUGCGCCGGCGCCGGCGGGUACAUCAGCCGCGGUGCGGCCGGCCGCUCCGCUGCCGUACGGUUGAGGGUUCCACCGGCCAGAUCGAUUGCGUCCCUUACUAACUCCGGCGACGUACAGCAUCCAGGAUGAAACUGAUGAAACUUUAAGAACCCUUUUGGGAUUCCUUAUUGUCUGCUCUAGUUUGUGGCGUGGGAAGAUGAGACUGAUGUACUAGGACUAAGCGUCCCUUUCCCGCCUUCCGUUGGAUGACCACACACACCUUCAGUUUCGUCAGUUACACUUUGCUCUGUUUCCUCUGCUUCUCUUUCUUUGCCUCAGACGCAUCUGAAAACUGGGGAGUUUGAGUUGUGGCACAUCGCGGCGAGUCCUACAGUGCUUGUGAUUGACGGAGCGAAGAACAGAUCCUCCUAUUCUAUGCCACAAGGGAAUGGCAUGCAAACUGACACUUGAAGUCUCAGCUCUGAACCUUCAUGUCCGACAUUCUUCGGUUUUCAACUUGCUGCAACCUGAGUCUGCAUCAUCAAAAUUCAAAACUCCUUCCCCUCUUCCUUGCGCGGCGGUUCCGCUGCCGUCCGGUCGCGGGUUCCACCGGCCCGAUAGACCGUGUGGCUCGCUACUCCGGCGGCGUAAGGCAUCCACCGGUCCCAUCUCCCUGGCCCUAGGUCGCAUCACAGUAGACGGAGAGAAGCAGAUGAACGGUAGGGGGAGCAGGUGUACCGUGGAUUCGCCGUCUAAGACCGCCGUUGCCGCCCCUACCUGCGCCUGCCUUCGAAGUCACCGUCUCCGUCGCCGCCUCCGCCGAGCGAGCUUUUAGUCAGCGGGAGUUGGUCGAGGAGUCGCUCGCCUCGACUCGGUCGAAGGAAGGAGCCACAUGGGCCCAUGCU
Triticum urartu is the source of this 4551-nucleotide messenger RNA. Its product is annotated as disease resistance protein RGA5. Gene Ontology annotation, molecular function: ADP binding. Gene Ontology annotation, biological process: defense response to other organism. The record is from RefSeq and is a predicted model, not a curated record. Lineage: Eukaryota; Viridiplantae; Streptophyta; Magnoliopsida; Poales; Poaceae.